CUGAAUUCAAUCAUCAACAUCGGUACGCCCGGACAAAGCAUGGACGUCCGGUUUGACAGUGCCUUUAAUGGUGUGACGGUGCAGUCUACCAUGGAAGAUCCCCUACCAGUCACUGGUGUUGUAUUUAACCAAACGGAGUCUACUUCUUUCGAAUCCUCUGCGGAUAAUUAUUAUUAUGAGUUUGGGGAUGGUUCAUGGGUAGAGGUUGUGUUUGCUUCGGACACUAUCGAUAUUGGAGGCGUGGACUUUACUGACAUACCGUUCGGUCGACUCAAUUACCAUCAAGAGAUCGGGAGGUCGCUGCCUUUUGGCGGAGGCAGCAGUGUAAUUGGAUUGAAUCUCAACCCAAACCAGGGCCUUGCAAAAAAACCGAGUUUUAUGUAUGCUAUUAAAAGUCAACUGAAAGAAUGGACAUGCAUGUUUGAUUCUUCCCGGGAAUGGAGAAACGGCACCGUGAAGUUUGGAGAGGUCAGCCCUGCCGAUUAUAGUGGCGACAUCGCAUGGGCAGGUCGAGUUAUCGAUGACGAUGAGACCUGGGCUAUCAAUCUUACUGCAAUAUCUGCCGGCAGUAGAACGGAUCCCCCUAUCAAGUCUUGGUCGGUUGCUAUCUCUACGGCGGACAUAUCUCUACAGUGGCCACAGAAGCUUCUAGACUGGUAUUUUUCUGGUAUUAACGGAGCCACAUGGUCAUCGUAUGAUAACACUUACCGAUAUCCAUGUAAUUCAGUAUUGCCAGACUUUGUGUUUGGUCUGGGAAAUGGAACUUUUACUAUCCCUGGGGUUUAUAUGCCCUAUCAGCGCGAUAGCAGUGGAGAAACUUGUGUUACACUCUUAACUGGCGAUAAUUCUACAGAUCCUAAACAUCUAUAUUCUUUCGGGACAUGGUGGUCGCAGCUCGGGGUUUUAAUUUUAGAUUAUCAAAAUGCCCAGGUUGGCUUUGCAAAUAAAAAGAAUCCUUUGCCUAUAUUUUCACUACCUUUACUUGAGGAGAUUGACUUUGUGUAA
Molecule: messenger RNA, 1005 nt
Organism: Talaromyces proteolyticus
Lineage: Eukaryota; Fungi; Ascomycota; Eurotiomycetes; Eurotiales; Trichocomaceae
Product: putative endothiapepsin precursor
Exons: 2
Biological process (GO): proteolysis
Molecular function (GO): aspartic-type endopeptidase activity
Source: RefSeq, a predicted model, not a curated record